GCUGUGUGAGGGCGGCGCGCCCGGAGCGCCCUCCUGCGCUUUGUUAACAGCCUGAAUAGUCAUAGACUGCUGCAGGUUUUAGGGAUUUGCGAGAUCAUCCACUCCCACCCCUCCUGCCACGGGCAGGGACACCUUCCACUACCCCAGAUUGCUCAGAGCCCCAUCUGGCCUUGGACACUGCCAGGGAUCCAGGGCAGCCACAGCUGCUCUGGACAAACUGUGCCAGGCCCCAUCACCCUCACAGGGAACAAUUUUUCGUUAUAUCCAAUCUAAACUUGUUCUCUGUCAGUGUGAAGCCAUUCCCCCUUGGCCUGUCACUCCAGGCCCUUGUCAAGAGUCUCUCCUGUGGGUUCCCUUCAGGCACUGCAAGGCCACAAUGAGAUCAUCCCAAAGCCUUGCCUUCUCCAGGCUGACCAAUCCCACUUCUCUCAGUCUUAAAGAUUAAUUAACUGCAAUGUUUAUCCAAAAAGCACCUGAACUGAGGUGUGCAAUAAGAUACGGUUUCAGCCAGGCUCCCUUAAAUUUUGGUGUGAAAAUCAGCAACUAAUAUCCACAUGUGUCUUUGUGCUUGUGCUAAACAUGAAACACUUCAAUAUCUUUAAUUAAUGUCUUCACAUAUUAUGUCUUCACAAUAUGCCUUCAAUGAUUCCUAGACAGUUUCUCACAAAACCAAGAAAGGUGUAUGCUUGGCAGUCCUAAAAAUAACAUAAUAAAAAAAAGUCCUCCUUUAUCCCCUAUGCCCACACAGAGGUGCUGAGCCCCUGUGUGCCCAAGCAAAUAUUUUCUUUCAUCGUCAUGGUUUGCUGAGUGUGCAUCUGGCUCAUCUGGCUGUGAGAACACAUAAGUCCAUCAUGAUUUACUUAUUAAACCUGGGAAUUAGCACUGGGAAGUGAAAGAAUAUUAACAGACUAACCUAAUGCUAAGAAAGUUGUGCCUCAGUCCAGGAUGAAAGCUGCUGCACCAGAAACUCCCCAGAAGGCCUUAAAUCGUGAACUUUCUAAGCUUUUCAAUGAGAUGUGGGAUGCAGAUGUUCACCGCCUUAGGCCUGGGAAAGACUACACAAUUGACGUGCAGGGAAAAGCGGGUCCAGCACAGCAAGGUGACAGUGCUGUCCAGGAUAACGCAGCCAGACAUCUGUUUCACAAUGUAAGCGAAGAACGCCUGAGAAGCAUAAAAACUUUUGCAACUUUUAUUUUGUUAUUGGACAACUAUGAGACAUCAACUGGUGUAGCAGAAGUAGUGACUCCAGAAGAAAUAGCUGAAAACAACUGUUUCAUUGAUGCUAUCUUAGCAACAGAAGUUAUGAGACUAGCUCAUGACUAUCUGCUGAAAAAAAAACUAGCAAAGCCAAACCUUGCUGAUUUCAAACAUCAGCUUUAUGACAUCUGGUUCCAGCUCUAUGCCAGGAAAGGAGGAGACAGACCUGAUUCUUGUGGUUUUGAACACGUUUUUGUUGGAGAAACAAGGCACAGUAAAGAGAUCUUAGGUUUGCACAACUGGGUGCAAUUUUACCUUCAGGAAAAACACAAUCAGAUUGAUUACAAGGGAUACGUGGCUCGGAAGAACAAAACCAGGCCUGAUAAAGAUGACCAAGUUUUGAGCAUCCAGUUCAGCUGGAAGGGCUCAGUGAAGCCAGUCGGAAGCACCUUUAUUUGUGUCAGCCCGGAGUUUGAAUUUGCCCUUUACACAGUCAUUUUCCUGCUAUCUGAAGAAAGAGUCACAUGUGAAACAGUGAAGAUAGAUGAGUACGAGCUACAGGUGGUUGUCUGGCGCCAUGGGCACCACAUUGGAAUAGCAUAUCCAGUACUGCUCAGCACCACUAGUGAAGAUUAGUGAAGUGAGCAGGAAACUUCUUUUUUUAAAUUGAGGGAAAAGAGGAGUGGUGAAGAGAGGAGGAAUGGAUGGGGGGUGGACAGGACCAGACAGCAAAGUUAAUAUGUUGUAUUAUACAACUCAUUUCAAAUAAAAAUUGAUGACUGUC
Molecule: messenger RNA, 1981 nt
Organism: Vidua chalybeata
Lineage: Eukaryota; Metazoa; Chordata; Aves; Passeriformes; Viduidae
Product: poly(U)-specific endoribonuclease-like
Exons: 8
Coding region: 946-1833 (295 amino acids)
Molecular function (GO): RNA endonuclease activity
Source: RefSeq, a predicted model, not a curated record